Molecule: messenger RNA, 1311 nt
Organism: Cyclospora cayetanensis
Lineage: Eukaryota; Apicomplexa; Conoidasida; Eucoccidiorida; Eimeriidae
Exons: 5
Coding region: 1-1311 (436 amino acids)
Biological process (GO): tRNA modification; mRNA pseudouridine synthesis
Cellular component (GO): mitochondrion
Molecular function (GO): pseudouridine synthase activity; RNA binding
Source: RefSeq, a predicted model, not a curated record
AUGCGGGGCAUUCGUUUACUAGCUACACAGGUGGCGGUGUGGAUCGUGGAACCGUGUGCGGAUGCAUACCUUCCUCCGUCAGCUGCUUCGUCUUGGGCAUCGCCUUGGUUCCAUCGUUGCCCUUCGUCUCGUGUGGAAGCUGCAGCGACGUCAACCAGCUGGGCAAAUGCAUCUGCAGGUGUACAGGAUUCGAGGGGGCUUCAUGAAGGACUGCCUAGUCAUUUAGUGGACACCCCGGCGUCUAGAGAUCUCCUCCAGUUGGUGGCCACUCUACGGGAAGAUGAGGCCUCACGCAGAGAGAGGAAAAAAAAUGGAGACAUGUUUCACGACUUAAGGUGCAUAGAUGGCUUGCUACCCAUUCUAAAGCCCAGGGGAAUAACUUCAGCAGACGUCUGUCGAGUCGUCCGCCAUAUACUCAAAACUCCGUACCCACGCUUCUCAGAGAGAGCGAGUGCCCACGAGACAGAGCCGCUCCGCCUGCCAGACAAACCUUCCUAUGGCGAGUGCCUUCACGGAACAAAUUUUCAAACUCCAGAGCUGCAGCAGAGGCAGAAGCUGCGAGUUGGUCAUGGUGGGACGCUCGAUCCUCCAGCGUCCGGUAAGGCACCUGCCUCAUAUGCCAGCCCUUCCCUACCGCUGCCUGCCUCCGUCCGUCCGCGCGCGUCUCGCGUUAUUCAAGGCUGCGCCUGUCAGAAUGCUCUCCUCGUUUUUCCCCCAGCUGCAGUUUUGUUCAUCUUACCUCCCCCCGUCACAUUGGGGUCGUUCCCCAUUGGCUUUUUCUCAGGCGUCUUGGUUUUAGGCGUCGGCAGGGGAACUGCACACCUGAAGGGGCUUCUAGACGGCCCCAAGGAAUACGUAGCACGCGUUCGCCUUGGAAUAGAAACAGAUACGCUAGAUGCUGCGGGAAAAAAGGUGCGGGAGGUGCCCUGGGAAACCGUCAGCUUCGAACGACUCGAGCAAGUUAUCGGGAGAUUCAACGGUCUGUCGUAUCUACAACAACCACCUCUUUUCUCCGCGAAGAGAAUACGGGGGCGUCAUUCUUACGAGUUAGCUCGGGAGGGCACUGCUUACACACCUGCGGACAGGCCGCCGGCUUCUCUCGUCUCGAUCGACCAAAUCAAAAUAUUGAGACGCGCAGAAGUACUGGUAAACAGUCCGAAGGGCAGUAGCCACGCCAGAAAAAGGCACCAAUGUUUUUGCAAACUCGCUUUGCGUGUACUACUCUCACAGUCCUUCCCUGAUCCAAAACGUUUGAGCUGCAUUCAAGGUGGGCAUUUGUAUCAAUCGUCUCGGCUGCAUUCGUGCAGUUAG